CCCACCCCCACCCUAUUUUAUGCCUGUGAUUCGAAGGUUGAAGACAGAUGUUCAGACAAAGGAUCAGGUCAUGAAGAAAAUGAGGGCGGUCGGCGGGACUCUGUUGCCUGAGAUCACUGUUGAGGCUCUGAGGAGCGUGAAGCUCAAGAGGACAGGCGGCCCCGACCUGAGGUCAAGAAUCAAUGAGGACGGAAACCUCUCUGCCAAGCCGCUUGCGCCCAGCAAUCAGCCUGUAGUCACUCUGGCAGCGCUACAGCGUGUGUCGCUGAGGAAAACAUCGCACGUCGUCAAGAGUCACGGUGACUGCGUUGAAGAUGACCUGAGUCGGAAGGAGAAUGAGAACUCUGGUGACAGUACCAUGGUCGACAUCCGCAAAGUUCUCAAACGAACAACCCUACAAAGGAGCCCUGGAGGUACUCCCAUGACAAGCAAGAGGACCAGAUGUUAGUCCGGACAGAGGUACAAGGGAACAAAUGCUUCAUUGUCAUAGGUAGGUAACAACUGCUAUUUGUGUAGUGACAAUGCUUUGUUUGUCUCGCUCAGCUGUUCCAAGAUGUUUUGUUUUUGUCUCUCUAACUUUGGAACCAAAGAAGUUAGAUUAAUACUAUUUUCUCAUUUAAUCUGAUAUUC
Aplysia californica (California sea hare) is the source of this 630-nucleotide messenger RNA. RefSeq names its product proline-rich protein 11-like. The coding region runs from base 20 to 448 and encodes 142 amino acids. The record is from RefSeq and is a predicted model, not a curated record. Lineage: Eukaryota; Metazoa; Mollusca; Gastropoda; Aplysiida; Aplysiidae. The transcript is spliced from 5 exons.